UGACUUUGUUUAAAGUGUAAUAUGUGUACAUGCUAUCUUUAGCUGUGCUAUCUCUAUAUUUGUGUUAUGAUUUGUUUAAAUACUAAUGUCAAGUAAACAUCGACCUUUGUGGAAUAUUAAAGUCGAAGUUACUAUUAUCAAUUGGGUGAUAUAGAAUAAUGUAUAUUUCUUAAAGUGAUCGAAUUUCAUGUAUGUUGAACACACGUUAUAUAUCAGCAAUCCGUAUGUAGAGUUUACAUACAAAAUGGUGGACUUGUAUUAUCAGGUAGUGAUAGGACUUUUUGAAUGAAGACAAAUCACCAUACCACAGAAUUUGAAGAGCCUAACGAUCUAAUUUGGUUAAACGAAGUAUGGCAGAUAAUUAUGUUAUAAACCAGGGAGUUUUAUUAGUAUUAGGAGAUACAAUACCUUAACACUUAAAAAUAUCAUAAAGAUAGCGAUGGAGCCGAUACAAGAGAGAAGUGUGGAGGAUAUUAAUACAAUAUUCAAACGAUUUGAUAUAAGGUUCAAUCCAGAGAAAUACAAACUGCAUUAUCCAGAGGGUAUGUUUCGCAAAGCAAGUGUUUUAAUACCGUUGUGUUUCAAAAAUGGAGAGUAUCAUUUGAUUCUUACUUUACGUUCUGAGAAUCUUACACACCAUGCAGGAUAUGUCGCUUUUCCAGGAGGUAUGUGUGAUGAGACUGAUAAAGACGAGAUAGCUACUGCUCUUAGAGAAGCAGAAGAAGAGAUUGGACUAAAUCCUAAAGACGUUGAAAUUAUUGGUGUGUUUUCUCCAGGCAUUGUAAAACCGAACUCUAUAGUUUAUCCAGUAAUUGGAAUUGUUUCAAGCGAUUUUAAGCCGGUCAUUAAUGAGAAUGAAGUUUCACUGGUGUUUGAGUUGCCAUUGAGAAGGUUCCUGUCAACAGAAAGGAGAAGGAUUUCUAUAUUCCGAUCAUCUAUAUUCGCCACUUACCAUGUUCACCAUUUUAUUGACCAUGUGAAUGGUACAGAAGUAGAUACAUGGGGAUUUACGGCGAGUUUUUGUAUAAUGACAGCUUUAGGAAUAUACCAGACGGAUCAGUCUUUCUGUUUCUAUGAAGACUUUAUUACAAACAAGGACACACUUUUUGAACCUGUACCCACAAGGCAUAUUAUUGAGCAAACGAAUAAAUUAACAUCCAAAUUAUAAUUAGUAUACAAACAUCUAGGUUAUAUGUUGUGAUAAUGUUUAUGAUACAUCAGCAGUAUUGAUAAAAGUUUAAAUUAUCUACAGGAGGGCCAGUAUGGCCAAAGAAUUUUAACCUAGUACCACAUCUCAUAGUUGUGUGAAACGUUUAGUAUUCACAAUAUUUCGUAUGAUUUCUGUUAGUUACCUAGAUUUCGAUCUCAGAAGACCAUAGUACAAAUGGGUGUCACUGCUCAAAAAUGUUUAAAACUUUUAGUGUCAACAUGUUUUUAUAAUCUAUGCUAAUGAACUAGAUUUUAAUCUCAGAAGACCAAAGUUAGAAAUUGACCAAUAUUUGAUAAAAUAAUAACAUUCUAAUCAGGCUUCGCUUCAUGUAAGAGAGGCAGCAAAUGUGGACUCUUGAGUGUUAUAAUUGUAGACUAAGGCUUUUUCACAUGUAUCAAAUGUAGACAAUCAGGAUUAGUUUGAUAAAAGUUUUCAUUUGCUUUGUAGUUUCGCUGCUGAAUGAGUUUUUUUUCAGGAUGGAUCAAUAUCAGCUAUAUAAUUGGGUUGUCCGGCCAACUGGAGGGUGUUACGGCCUACUGGUGGGUGGUCCGGCCUACUGGACCCAAUACCGGUCCUUUAAAAAUACUCAUAGAUUGUGUUAUUAUCAUUCAAUAUCUCCAUUAUUCUUAAAUGCUUAUAACAAAGGAAAGACAAACACAUUAGAGAUACACGUAUA
Mercenaria mercenaria is the source of this 1886-nucleotide messenger RNA. RefSeq lists its product as uncharacterized. The transcript has a single exon. Gene Ontology annotation, biological process: coenzyme A catabolic process. NCBI's taxonomy places the organism in Eukaryota, Metazoa, Mollusca, Bivalvia, Venerida, Veneridae. The coding region runs from base 440 to 1168 and encodes 242 amino acids. The record is from RefSeq and is a predicted model, not a curated record. Gene Ontology annotation, molecular function: acetyl-CoA hydrolase activity; coenzyme A diphosphatase activity.